Messenger RNA from Spathaspora passalidarum NRRL Y-27907, 1773 nucleotides. RefSeq lists its product as uncharacterized. Bases 51 to 1715 code for a protein of 554 amino acids. Lineage: Eukaryota; Fungi; Ascomycota; Pichiomycetes; Serinales; Debaryomycetaceae. The record is from RefSeq and is a predicted model, not a curated record. Gene Ontology annotation, molecular function: mannosyltransferase activity. The transcript has a single exon.
AUCUUUAAUUUGGUCAAAGAUUACAAAAAGUUUGCAUAUUUUAAUACGGGAUGAUUCAUAGCUCAGCAUCCCUGUUUCAUUUAGCAAUAGCAACAGCUGUUUCAUUGGCUUUAUUUGCAAUAUAUAAGUUCCUGGCCAAGGGAUCAAGGUUAAUAAGAAUUCUUUCUUUGACACUAUGUCUUAUGGUUGUAAACUUCUUGAUAGCAUUAAAUAAUUCCUAUGUCGAACCCAGUCAGUUACAGCCACCAUUGCUUAAUUCCGCCGUCAGUGAUUCAUUAUAUGACUUGAACUAUAAACCGUUUAAAGUACCUGCAUAUUCUUUUAUUGAAACACAUAAAGAACUCCAAAACGAUUUCAAGUGCUCACAAGUUCAAUUUGAAGAUAAUUCAAAUGUUCAAGCUUCGCAAUUAUUUGAAUUAAAUCAACCAGAAGAUUUAAAACGGAUAAGAAAACAGGUCAAGCAAUUACUGAAAACCCGACUGAUUUAUAACUUGUGUUUCCAAGAUAACGACUUGUCGGAGAGUGAAGUUCUUGAAACAAAAUGGUUUAAAUUCUGUGGUAGUUCAGUAUGGUUGGACAAGUACAAGGUUCAUUUCAUGGUCAAUAGAGUUGUGUAUACAGUUGCGGCCCGUAGAAAUAGCCCGACAGUAUCCAUGCUUGCAGGACAAGUAUUUGACAGUGAUUGGAAUGAAAUUAUGGAUUUCAGGUUCCCAAAUUCCAAUUUAACCUUCCCUACUAUAUUGCCACAUUAUAUUGACCCUGGUAAACGAGACAUCAAGAAUGUUUUAGGUGCUGAAGAUCCAAGAAUUAUAUUGCACGAAUUUACCAAUAACCAAGGAGAACUGGAUCAAGAACCGAUAAUUGUUUUCAAUUCAAGAAGAUCUAACAUCAGAUGGAAUAGAGCUAUGCAUAUAUAUCGUCCAUUACACGAUUCCUAUAAUAUUGUUAUGUUGAAUAUCAAAGGUAAAAAGAGAAGUUUUAGAGAAAAGAACUGGGCUCCAUUUAUGGAUUCAGUUAACGAAAAUAAAAUAAAUUUUGUAUACAACUUCAAUCCGUUGAGAAUUAUUCAGUGUGAUAUUACUUCUGGACAAUGUGAAAAGGUAAGUGGACCAGAUUUUAAUAAAAAUGCCAAUGACAAUGCCGGUAAAUUAAGAGGGGGUACAAAUAUUGUUAAAAUCCCCCCACAUUUCCUUCCAGAGAAGUUACAACUGAGAUACUAUUGGUUCGGAAUAGCAAGAUCUCAUAUCGAAGGUUGUGGAUGUUUACACGAAGUAUAUCGUCCGCAUGCAUUUAUAAUAUCUCGUCCCAAGGAAGGACUUAAUUUCACCUUGGACUAUGUAAGCUCAUUGAUUGAUUUUAAUAUUAAUCCUGAACCAUGGCAUGAGCAGGAAGGUAGAUGUUCAGAUGGGAAAUCAGUAUUGAUUCCUAAUUCGAUUGCUUAUUGGGAUAUAGACAGUGUCACCAAUAGUAACUCAAUACCUACUGAUUACAUGGGUAUAACUUUCAGUGAGGCCGACAAGACGAAUCGAAUAGUUCAUGUAAAAGGUUGGUUGAGCCAUAUUUUAAAGACUUUGGACGUUGAUAAACACCAGUUGCUUCAUCACUAUGCUGAUGAGAAACAUAUUUAUUACGAGAAUCAAUUGCUAGGUGAAUGUGCUACUUAUUUAGCUCAAGAAUACUGUCAAUAUUCCGAGAAGAAUAUGAAGUGGGAUUAAUAAGAAAUUACAUCAUAGAGAGUAAGCCUAGAUAUUUAAUAAAUGCAUUAUUAUUUCU